AUGUCACCAGCAAAGAACCUUACAGCCUGGCAAAGACUCUUCUUCAUGCUCAACUCCCAGUCACACCCCUCCACGUGUCCAUCCCUUGACGUUGACACGGUUCCCUCACCAGCUGUUUCCCUUACGCUUCCCCCUCAUAUAAAUACCUCAUCACCACCUUCUUCUUCAUCAAUCCAUCCCAGCUUCCCUCUUGGAGAAGACUUUGCUUUCCGUUCUUUACCCUCACCAAUGGCUCCUAAUUGCAACCUUGCUGCUCUUGCUUUUCUCUUCUGUUUCAUCACCCCUUCGCUCUCAGCUCUAGUUCAAGAACAGCCUCUGGUUCUGAAAUACCAUAACGGCAUCCUCUUGAAGGGUAACGUCACCGUUAAUCUGAUCUGGUACGGCAAGUUUACGCCAAUCCAACGGGCAAUAAUCGUUGACUUCAUCACCUCUUUGAACUCCAGAAGGGCUCCGCUUCCCUCCACCUCUUCAUGGUGGAAAACGACUGAGAAGUACCGUGGUGGCUCAUCCUCGCUCAGCAUAGGGCAUCAAAUCCUUCACGAAGAGUACACGCUAGGCAAAAUCUUGAAGACCCGACAUUUGAUAGCUCUGGCUUCGAAAACCCAUUUCGCCGUUGACUCCAUUAACGUUGUUUUGACGGCAAAAGAUGUUGCCGUUGAUGGGUUCUGCAUGAACAGGUGUGGGACUCACGGGUCAACAAAGUCAAGGUCGGGCCGGGGUACGUACAUUUGGGUUGGUAAUUCGGACCUUCAGUGUCCCGGUCAGUGUGCUUGGCCAUUCCACCAGCCAAUCUACGGCCCACAGACCCCACCCUUGGUGGCACCUAACGGAGACGUUGGGGUUGACGGAAUGGUCAUCAACUUGGCCACUCUGUUGGCUAACACCGUCACCAACCCGUUCAACAGUGGGUAUUUCCAGGGCCCGCCCACUGCUCCUCUAGAGGCUGUCUCGGCUUGUACUGGGAUGUUCGGGUCCGGGUCAUACCCAGGAUAUCCGGGUCGGGUCCUGGUUGAUAAGGUCACGGGUGCUAGCUUCAAUGCUUAUGGUGCCAAUGGAAGGAAGUACUUGUUGCCUGCCAUGUGGGAUCCACAGACAAGCGCAUGCAAGACGCUUGUGUGA
Dovyalis caffra is the source of this 1119-nucleotide messenger RNA. The record is from the annotation of a GenBank genome assembly. NCBI's taxonomy places the organism in Eukaryota, Viridiplantae, Streptophyta, Magnoliopsida, Malpighiales, Salicaceae.